AUGAAGGCAGUGACGGAGGCGGCAACAGGAAGAGUAUACCGCCGCGUGCACGAUAAGUUACCACCACCGGCCGAAGAUGAGAAACGAUGCAUGUUUCUUCUUGAUCCUCUUAAAGAUGCAGAGGCAGAACGUGAUGAUUACAUGUUGGAAUUACUCCCUGGUCGUAUAGAGAGAGUGGAUACCGUAAACCGACACUUCAUUUCAGGGAGUGUAACCGCACAUGAGGUCCCUGGGCAUAAUUACACUUAUUACACUGUAAAGCUUGGACCCGUUGUAGCCGCCACCCGCUACGCCCCACUGCCUGGUGUAAUGCCUGUGGAGAAAUUUGUAUCGCUUAAGAGUCCACAGUUAAUUCAUUACAAUAGUGGAGUGCCGGUUGUGGUCUAUUUGCCAAAAGAUGCACAAUUGCGGUAUCGCCUAUGGAAAGGGGGCGAAACCUCCGCCGCAAUGGAACAAUAA
Trypanosoma theileri is the source of this 459-nucleotide messenger RNA. Its product is annotated as putative ecotin. Lineage: Eukaryota; Euglenozoa; Kinetoplastea; Trypanosomatida; Trypanosomatidae. Bases 1 to 459 code for a protein of 152 amino acids. The record is from RefSeq and is a predicted model, not a curated record. Gene Ontology annotation, molecular function: serine-type endopeptidase inhibitor activity. The transcript has a single exon.